UGUUAGGUUAGGUUUCAGCAAAAGGCUCAUACAUUUAAGGUCUGGAAAAGCAAUGCCCAAAGUUGUUUCAAGAAGUGUUGUCUGUUCAGACACCCGAGAUCGAGAGGAAUAUGACGAUGGAGAGAAGCCGCUCCAUGUCUACUACUGUUUGUGUGGCCAGAUGGUGCUUGUGUUGGACUGUCAGCUGGAGAAGUUACCUAUGAGGCCCCGGGACAGGGCAAGAGUGAUUGAUGUGGCCAAACAUGCCCACAAGUUCUGUAAUGUGGAUGAUGAUGAGACUGUUUACCUGAAAAGAGCGCAGGGCAUCGAGAGACAGUAUCGGAAAAAGUGUGGCAAGUGUGGUCUGCUUCUGUUUUAUCAGCAUCAGAUGAAUAACACUCCGGCAACAUUUAUAGUGGACGGUGCUGUGGUAAAGUUUGGCCAGGGGUUUGGAAACACCAGCGUGUACAGCCAGAAACAGGAGGCCCCCAAGAAAGUGCGGGUGAUGAUGACAAAACGCACAAAAGAUAUGGGCAAGUUCAGCUCUGUUACCGUGUCAACCAUUGAUGAGGAAGAGGAAGAGAUUGAAGCGAGGGAGGUUGCAGACUCUUAUGCUCAGAAUGCAAAAGUUAUUGAGAAACAGCUGGAGAGGAAAGGGAUGAGCAAGAAGAGACUCCAGGAACUGGCUGAGUUAGAAGCAAAGAAGGCCAAGAUGAAGGGAACCCUUAUAGAUAAUCAGUUUAAAUAAAGUGUCUGUGUGUGAGAGAGACGUGGGUGAGGGGGAGGGGCUGU
This is a messenger RNA of Chanos chanos (milkfish), 771 nucleotides long. RefSeq names its product STING1 ER exit protein 1 (gene steep1). Gene Ontology annotation, biological process: endoplasmic reticulum to Golgi vesicle-mediated transport; endoplasmic reticulum membrane organization. Lineage: Eukaryota; Metazoa; Chordata; Actinopteri; Gonorynchiformes; Chanidae. The coding region runs from base 53 to 727 and encodes 224 amino acids. The transcript is spliced from 7 exons. The record is from RefSeq and is a predicted model, not a curated record.